Messenger RNA from Bicyclus anynana (squinting bush brown), 2042 nucleotides. Its product is annotated as putative transporter SVOPL. The transcript is spliced from 10 exons. Bases 317 to 1840 code for a protein of 507 amino acids. NCBI's taxonomy places the organism in Eukaryota, Metazoa, Arthropoda, Insecta, Lepidoptera, Nymphalidae. Gene Ontology annotation, molecular function: transmembrane transporter activity. Gene Ontology annotation, biological process: transmembrane transport. The record is from RefSeq and is a predicted model, not a curated record.
GAUCUCGCUGUAAACAUCUCAUUUCAUAAUUCAUUAUAACACAAUUUAUAUAACAAUAUCUCCAGCUGCUUAUAUAACACACAAUGUGUUUAAUGUGAACUUUCUAUUUAGUUUUUCUUCUAUUAAUUUUAAUUAUAAAUCCUAUUUGAAAAUAAUCAACGAGGUAAAUUUCCAGAUAUCUACCAGAUUCAUGGUGUAUGUUUGAAGAAUUAUUAGUAAUCAAUUUUUUCAAAUAAAAAUUAUAAACAUUAUAUAUUUUUAUGGUGUCAUUUUCUGGAGAUUCGGCAAUAAAUAUUUAAUAUUAUUAGUUAUUAAAAUGGCUGUGCCUGACAACGUGGGGAAAAAGUGCGAUUUCGAAACUGCGUUGGACAUAACUGGUUUCGGCAAGUACAACUUCGUUCAGCUGGCAGUGUGUUGUCUGCUAAUCCUGGCUAUGUACAUCGACAUCUUCGGCUUCUCUGUAGCCUUGCCCAGCGUGGCCUGCGACAUGCAGCUCAACACCACGCAACAGGGCCUGCUCUCGGCUGUACCACUAAUCGGUGUGAUGAUAUCCUCCUAUGCCUGGGGUCUCUGCGCUGACACUAUGGGCAGACGGAAGACUCUGCUGAUCGCAAUGCCGGUGGGAAUGCUACUGAAUCUAGGCGCCAGUGUUGCGCCGAACUACGCUUCUUUAGCUGUGCUCAAGUUCUUCUCAGCUGGCUUUACUUCAUCAGCGAAUGCAGCCGGUUUUGUUCUCCUUGGAGAGAGUGUUCCCGUCCGGUUCAGGGGAAGAUUCAUGUUCCUCAUGGCAAGCGCCACCAUGUACGUGCAAUUCAUUAUAUGUGUGAUAGCUCUACCAAUUACAAGUAUGUCUUUCACCAUUGAUGUCUCCUGGCUGGCCCUAACAUAUCGGCCCUGGCGAUUUCUGCUCCAAGUCAUCAGCAUACCGGGUAUCAUCGGAGUCAUUGGGAUGAUGUUCUUGAAAGAAAGCCCUAAAUUCCUCUUGAGCAAGGAAAAAGAGGAGAAUGCUCUUAACGUUUUGAGAGUCAUCUAUAGAUGGAAUAGAGGACUGGAUAAGGAUACAUACCCGGUGAAAUCAAUAUUCCUAGAGGAAGCAGCAAUGCCGGAUCAUUCCAACAAAUCGUUUCUGUGCAAGAUGUGGAACCAGACGGCGCCCCUCUUCCAACCUCCGCUCCUGAAAAACUCUCUCAAACUCUACUACAUCCUACUCUGCGCUUAUAUGACUUCCACAGGCUACACAAUGUGGGUGCCUACGAUGACGAACGCCUACUUCGACGGCGACGACAGAACUGGCAAGGUGUUCUGCGAGGUAGCCAGCACUGCUGCGUCGUCAACUAAUGCGUCGUCCACAACCGACUGCGACAGUGUCAUCAAGCCAAUGACUCUAUACGCAGUGAUGUGCUACUCUGGCAUAUCUGGCACCCUGAACAUCUUCCUGACCUUCAUAGUCGGACCUCUGGGGAAACGGAAGACCACCGUGUUGGUGUUCACCAUCGCAAUAGUCUGCGGCAUCGCUCUACUCUUCGUCAAGAUCCCGAUGUUGAGCAUUGCGUUGUUCUAUUUCUUUCUGUAUGUGGCGCUCAUUUUGGGAAACGUUAACACUUAUUUGGUGGAAUUGAACCCUACAUAUCUUAGAGGUAUGGCCACCUGUUUAUCUGUGGUGGUGGCGCGCGGGUUCGGCUUCUUCAGCGUGCAAUUGAUAGCGAGCCUGCUGGCCGACCACUGCACGCCCAUGAUCGCCGGCUACAUCGUGCUUAUUACAUCUGGAUUAUUCGUCUCAUUCUUCUUACCGCCAGAUAAACCGACGCACAAGGAUAAUACCGAAAUAACACAAUUAUAAUAUUUAUAAAUAUUAAAGAAUAUAAAUUGAAAAAUUAUCAUUAAGUAUUGAUAAUCUUUUGUAAAUAAUAUUUCAAUUAAAAAAUAAUAGGUAUAUUUUUAUAAAUUUUGUUAAAUUAAACUUGUAAAUACAUGACUUUUAGAUAGUAAAGUGAUUUUGUAGGUAAUUAUAAACAAUAAUAAAUUAAAAUAAUGCGACCAUA